Messenger RNA from Tetrahymena thermophila SB210, 582 nucleotides. RefSeq names its product SLEI family protein. Gene Ontology annotation, molecular function: protein binding. NCBI's taxonomy places the organism in Eukaryota, Ciliophora, Oligohymenophorea, Hymenostomatida, Tetrahymenidae. The transcript is spliced from 2 exons. The record is from RefSeq and is a predicted model, not a curated record.
AUGUGCCUAAAUGCAUUGAAACUCAUUAUCAUUUGGAUUUGGGUAGGAUUUACUAAGACUAGAAUAUGCUUGAUGAAGCUAUAGGAAGCUACUAAAAAGCAAUUGAAUUAGACUCAAAGUAUAAUAAUGCUUACAUUCAAUUAGGUAACGCUUAUCUAAGAUAAAACUAUGUUUGACCUAGCACUUGAAACAUAUAAGAAAAUACUAGAAGUCAAUCCUGAAAAGCAAGUGGCCUAUAAUAAUAUAGGGUUAGUUUAUUUCGAUUAAAAUAUGAAUGAUGAAGCUCUUGAAUAAUUUAACAAAGCUUUAUAAAUUAAUCCGAAUAUGAAUAAUCACUUUAGAACUCUGAACUUGCUUACGAAAGAAAAAAUUAAACAGACAAAGCUCUUGAUUGUUACAAUAAAGUUCUUGAAAUCAACCCUACUGAAUCUAGAUCCCUUUCAAGAAAAAGGGCUCUAUAAAAAAAGACUUCAAAUACUAAAUGAAUAAAUUAAGCCAAAUGCAAAUUUGAAAAGGGAGAGAUUUUACAAUAUGAGAAAGAACUCCCUUCAUACUCUACCUAUUUAUUAAAGGAAUUAUUGA